AUGAGUAUUACAUUUGCAGACAGCUCCGUCCAUGAAGAUAUAUCAAAGAUGAUAAUAUAUGCUACGCACAACAUCAUAACAGAGGAAGCCUCUCCACUUGGGUACCUUCUAGUUCGCUGUGUACGCCUUUACCUCGAGGUCGACAUGUACGCUGCCUUCGAGGUUCACACAACGAAUACCAUCAGCGAGGGCAGAAGUACUGUUCAAGCCCUAACGGCAUUCAUGAACAUCAGGUAA
Suillus fuscotomentosus is the source of this 237-nucleotide messenger RNA. RefSeq lists its product as uncharacterized. The record is from RefSeq and is a predicted model, not a curated record. Bases 1 to 237 code for a protein of 78 amino acids. The transcript is spliced from 2 exons. NCBI's taxonomy places the organism in Eukaryota, Fungi, Basidiomycota, Agaricomycetes, Boletales, Suillaceae.